Messenger RNA from Heterostelium album PN500, 831 nucleotides. RefSeq lists its product as uncharacterized. The coding region runs from base 1 to 831 and encodes 276 amino acids. Lineage: Eukaryota; Evosea; Eumycetozoa; Acytosteliales; Acytosteliaceae. The record is from RefSeq and is a predicted model, not a curated record. The transcript has a single exon.
AUGUUUAAACAAUUAUCUUUAUUACUUGUUUGUUUGGCUGUUGCUUCGGCCACAAGCAUUGAAGCAAACUACUAUACCAUCAGAUAUUCCAGAAUCAAUUGUAUUAGAUGGCCAUGUCCAUAUUAUAUUGCUUCCACUCUCAAUGGAUUCUCUGGUGAUAUCGGUCUCGACGAUAUCAGAUUCGAUGCUUCCAUCGAUAGAGACAAGGUUUUCGAAAAGUUGGAGGAUGUCGUCAUCUAUGGAACUCUCACCACCGUUUACUACGGAUUCGACAAGGUUAGCCGUAUCAAUGCCCAAGCUGCCUACCGUCUCCUUCCAUUGUCACCAGUCAAUUCCACCCACUCUGGAUCUUUCUACAGCUUCUCCAACUCUGGAAUCGUGUGCAAGACCACUCCAUGUCCAUCAAUCAAAGCCGACUUAAUCAAUGGCUACACCAACCAAUUGGUAAGUGAACUCGUUACCCCAUACCAAACCUACACCAAAUUCGACUACAGUUGGUUACUCAACAAGUUGGUCUACACCGCCGAGCCACAAAAAGCAAUCAUCCAAGGUUCGUUUGUCAACGAGAAAUUCUACGCCACCGCAGUAUACGCCAACAUCCGUGACCACUACUCUGCAUGCCCACCAAUCCCCAAAAUUGGAUGUGGAUCAGGUUACACCCUCACCUACUUCAGAGAUGAAAACCGUUGUCUCUCCAUCGAUAAAUGUGUCCCAACUGGUUUCUGCAUUAAGUCCAUCCCACUCUGUAAUGAGGGUUACAACCUCGUUGGUGUUCCAUCAUCUCCAAAUGGAUGUCCAACCUAUUACUGUGAUGCAGCAUUCCUUCAAUAA